GUUGGCAUACUCUACAUGCGGCAUUCUUCGCAGAGAUUUCUCGGCAAGAUCCGGGAAGGAGGGAGCUCCGCUGCGAGUAUUCCGGCCCCGGAGAGGAACGGCCACUGGACACAGGAUACAGGGCGUCAGAGCAGCAGGUGCCACCGGGAUGGCCUACUGGGAGUUUUCAGGAGUGGAGGAGCUUGAUCUUCGAAUCGGCACCAGAAACUGCCAAGGAGCGGGGCCCGCCUUUUAUCCAAUCUGUGUCGAAAGUGACGUGCACAGCUGACGGCCGCUGGCUCCCAGAAGCUGAUCCUCAGGUUCUGGCCUUGAACUAUCCCAAGACCCUUGCAGCCUCGGUUGCUGCAAGCCUGGUGUUGAUGGACGCCCGGACGCCUCGCAUCUUGGUGAUUGGCCUUGGUUCAGGCUCUGUGCCACUCUGGCUGGCCAACGCAGUCCCAGACAGCUCUGUUGAUGUGGUGGAGUUGGAGGAGGCAGUGAUCCGUGCUGCCGGCGAAGCCCUGGGUUUCCCGAUAGCGGCCAGUGGAGGCACGGGCUCUUCCCCGCUGCGCCGAGCAUUGAGAGGUCGCCUGCAAGCGAUCUGCGGCGACGGUGCCGCCCUGGCUGCAGAGUGGGCAGCUGAUCCUCACGGUCCCCGCUACGAUGCUGUCAUCAUUGAUGCCUACGAUGCUCUCAACCGGGUCCCACGACCUUUGUGGGACGAGGCUGGGCCGCUUGCAGAAGCCCUGCCCGUGCUUCUCAAAGAACGAGCCGUGGUCGCGGCCAACGUGCCGCCUGGAUUCCCCACCGAGGAGAUGCUCCACGGCUUUCAGAAGCGACUUCAGGGCAGCAAGGCCGUUCCAGCUUUGGCUCUUGAGGUGCCGGAGACAGCCAACACUGUGGCACUCGUCCUCCGCGGCAGCGAUUGCAGCGCGGUGCAGUUCUACGGUCACCUCUGCGAGGCUGCCGAACGCUUCCAGCAGAGCGGCGUUUGCCUCUUCGAUGCGCCCGAGAGGCUCACGAAGUGCCAGGUGCGAGCCUGGUAG
This is a messenger RNA of Symbiodinium sp. CCMP2456, 1025 nucleotides long. NCBI's taxonomy places the organism in Eukaryota, Dinophyceae, Suessiales, Symbiodiniaceae. The record is from the annotation of a GenBank genome assembly.